This is a messenger RNA of Ophidiomyces ophidiicola, 1053 nucleotides long. RefSeq lists its product as uncharacterized. The transcript has a single exon. NCBI's taxonomy places the organism in Eukaryota, Fungi, Ascomycota, Eurotiomycetes, Onygenales, Onygenaceae. The record is from RefSeq and is a predicted model, not a curated record. Gene Ontology annotation, molecular function: protein binding. Bases 1 to 1053 code for a protein of 350 amino acids.
AUGUCUAAUUCUCUGUUUAUCUCCCCCCCGAACGACACCGCCCACACCUUCGAUACCAACACGUCUCAACCUCCUCACACCUCCUAUUCGACGGCCGCAUCGCAGAAAGAGAAGCAGACGGCCACAUCGUCAGAAGUCUCCUCGCCAUCCGAAAUGAUUUCGCCGCCCAUCACUCCAUUCAAAAAGGGUGAUGCCAUGCCCCAGGAAGGGCCUGCCGGACCGGACAACGAGCUAGCUGGAUCGUCAAAAGACCCUAUCCUCUUCCCGAUUGACCAAAGACCUCAAGAAACCUCCGACGUCCCGCUAUUCGGUCCCGAUAUAUCGGUUUUGGCGCAGCGAAAGACAUUGGCGACGGAAAAGCAGGGUACGAGGAGAGCUAGGCCCCGUAAGAUAUGCGGCCGCAGCCGAGUGAUAGAGGGAUUCAACCGCGACCCUCGCGCCUGGCUUGAGUUCGAGAACAAGCAAUUAGAGAGGAUGUAUGGAAAACCAGUCGGUCGGGCCACGAACGCCAAAUCGAAGAAGAGUAGCCCGAAGACGAAGGUAAUCCAAGCGAAGGCCAGCGGAGUGCAGAAGCCGCAGCAUACAAUGCGGACACGCAAAUCGACGACCCAGGAGCCAGCGGAAAAACCCUCGCCCAUUACUCCUGUGAAGGCGGCACCCAAGCCUCGCGUCAUCGGCACCAAUCGCGAUGUCACGGAUUAUCGGUCUAUCGUCGACUAUAGCCCUCCCAUCUCGACGCUGGACACGGCAAAGGGAUUCAAGGCGGAAUGGAAAGGACAGAUGCUUGACCUCAGCGAGGAUCCAGACCGGGAGAUACUUCACCGAGAUGAGCUUACUCUCGCCGCCACCCUUCGUCUUUCUUGCAAUAGCUACCUGUGCAACAAACGCCGCAUCUUCGUGGCUUGCAUCAAUUCGUUUCGUUGCCGCAAGGACUUUCGGAAAACGGAUGCUCAGCAGGCGUGCAAGAUCGACGUGAACAAAGCGAGCAAGUUGUGGCUAGCAUUCGACCGGGCUGGAUGGUUCCAGCCGAAGUAUUUUACCCAAUAUCUUUGA